UCUUCCCUCACCCCACAAUAAUCACACAAUCUUUAGUGGCCAGUGGCUGUGAUUACUUCAGAUCUCUGUCAGCCAUGGGAGAGGAAGCUGAGAAGACGACGCUUAUGAUCCUAAACGUUGAUCUUCAAUGCUCCAGCUGCUACAAGAAGGUGAAGAAAGUAAUUUGCAAGUUUCCGCAAAUUAAAGACCGGAAAUUUGAUGAAAAGGCAAAUAAGGUGUUCAUCACUGUGGUGUGUUGUAGCCCUGAGAAAAUCCGUGACAAAUUGUGCUAUAAGGGAUGCGGGGUAAUCAAGAGUAUUGAGAUUGUUCCGCCACCAAAUGUUGAGAAGUCGAAGCCAACUCGUAAUAAGUCGAAAGAGCCUGUGAAGCUUGAAACACCAAAGCCUAAGAUCCAGGAAUCCGAACCAGCUGCGCAGCCACCCUAUAGGUUUUGUUCUGAAGGGAUACCCGGUGGACCACCGCCGCCACCUCCGCCGCCGCAGCCAUGUUAUGAGCCUUUUUUCGGGUGUCGAUGUGGGCAGUACAGAUGUUAUUAUGGAUGCAGAUGUGUGUGUUAUUAUGGAUGCAGAUGUGGGUGUAAUAACUACUAUUGUGACUUAGACAAUAGUUCUUGCUCAAUCAUGUAAUAGCCCUUUGUUUUCAAAAAUAAAAAAUAAAAAAUAAAAAAUCA
Ipomoea triloba (trilobed morning glory) is the source of this 670-nucleotide messenger RNA. RefSeq names its product heavy metal-associated isoprenylated plant protein 6. Gene Ontology annotation, molecular function: metal ion binding. The record is from RefSeq and is a predicted model, not a curated record. The coding region runs from base 75 to 626 and encodes 183 amino acids. The transcript is spliced from 3 exons. NCBI's taxonomy places the organism in Eukaryota, Viridiplantae, Streptophyta, Magnoliopsida, Solanales, Convolvulaceae.